Molecule: messenger RNA, 5459 nt
Organism: Anolis carolinensis (green anole)
Lineage: Eukaryota; Metazoa; Chordata; Lepidosauria; Squamata; Anolidae
Gene: prkcq
Product: protein kinase C theta
Exons: 17
Coding region: 541-2760 (739 amino acids)
Biological process (GO): intracellular signal transduction; peptidyl-serine phosphorylation
Molecular function (GO): diacylglycerol-dependent serine/threonine kinase activity; ATP binding
Source: RefSeq, a predicted model, not a curated record
GUUACUGUGCCAUCUUAUUUUCUGCUAGAGAGGGGCGAUUUCCCAAAGGCUCUGUCGGCUUCAUUUCCCUCCUGUAUAUAAAUAGCGCAUUUAACACUUGACAGCACCAUGUUGAACCACGCAGUCUACCAAGCAGUCACUUUGCAGUGUCAUUUGGCAAAAGGCAAGGGAUGUGUCUGUUUCCCUGGCAAUGGCCAGCGGCAACUUGUGACUUUGCAUUAACCCCUGCAAGGGUCAAUGAGCACACUCUCUCUUUUUUUCUCUUCAGCAUCCAAUAUCAAUUCAGAGCUUUUUUUAGAGCUAUUUCUGCUCAGGAUUUUAUUUUUAUUUUUUUUGCAUGGACAAAGUCAAUUGGCUGUUAUUCCUGGCCAUUGCCUGGUGACCAACACUGGAGCCUCCGGCGAUGCAGCUGAGCAGACAAGGGAUCGAGCGGCGGUCUUGUGUUAUGCCUGGUUGCGUGGCAAACUUUUGCUAACUCAGCCGGUUGGGGAUCAGAGAAAGGGAAGUGCUGUUGGGAUGGAUAAGGGGCAUUUGGAUUAAAUGCCUCGGCUUGGCAUGAGCGAUAAAGUCAACAAGGCAAAGGCAGCUUUGAAAAUCUAUCCCAUCCAUGUCUGCUUUCUGGCCCACGCAGUGCCCACCAUGUCGCCCUUUCUCCGGAUCGGCCUCUCCAACUUUGACAGCGGACCCUACCUGCCUUCCCAAGGAGAUGUGGUUGAUCCGUAUUGCGCCGUCAUGGUCAAAGAAGCCACCGAGGGUGAGAAUGGCCAGGUUUAUGUCCAGAAGAAGCCCACCAUGUACCCGCCUUGGAACAGCACUUUCGAUGCCCACAUCCGCAAGGGACGGGUCAUGCACAUCAUUGUGAAGGAUAAAAGCGCAGAGAUGGUCUCAGAAACAACUGUGGAGCUCAAUAUGGUCGCAGAAAAGUGCAAGAAGAACAACGGGAAAACAGAGAUUUGGCUAGAACUGAAGCCGCAAGGCAGAAUGCUAAUGAAUGCAAAAUACUUUCUGGAAACCACAGAUGAUCCGGAGUUUAUAGACUGUGAAAAGGAAGGGUUUUUCUCUCUGCACCAACGCAGGGGAGCCAUCAAGCAGGCCAAGAUCCACGAUGUCAAGUGUCAUGAGUUCACCGCUACUUUCUUCCCUCAGCCCACAUUCUGCUCCGUUUGCCACGAAUUUGUCUGGGGUCUUAACAAACAAGGUUAUCAAUGCAGGCAAUGCAAUGCUGCCAUUCACAAGAAGUGCAUUGACAAAGUGAUUGCUAAAUGUACAGGAUCAGCUGUCAACAGCAGAGAAACCAUGUUCCACAAGGAGAGGUUUAAGAUCGAUAUGCCGCACCGGUUUAAGGUCUACAAUUACAAAAGCCCCACUUUUUGUGAUCACUGUGGAACGCUGCUAUGGGGCCUCACCAGGCAGGGCCUGAAAUGUGAAGCCUGCACCAUGAACGUCCACCACAAAUGCCAAAUGAAAGUGGCAAAUCUCUGCGGCGUCAACCAGAAACUUAUGGCGGAAGCGUUAGCCCUGAUUGAGAGCCGGCAGCAGGCUCGAAGUUUACAUGAUUCGGAACAAAUUUUAAGAGAAGGGCCAGUUGAGAUCAUCUUCCCUGAGAAAGAGGAACCUUCCACACCUUCGGUGCCAGCACCUUCAACAGAGAAAAAAGAGCCUCAAGGAGUUUCCUGGGAGACGCCGGCAGAAGAUGUGACACGUUCUGAUUCUCUCGUUGAACUUGAACCUAAGCAAGAUGUCAAAGCAGACCUCCCGAAAUUAACCCUCGAGGACUUUGUCUUGCACAAAAUGUUGGGGAAAGGGAGCUUUGGCAAGGUUUUCCUUGUGGAACUCAAGGCCACCAACCAGUUUUUCGCCAUGAAAGCGCUGAAGAAGGAAGUUGUGCUUAUGGACGAUGACGUUGAAUGUACCAUGGUUGAAAAGCGUGUCCUGUCACUGGCUUGGGAGCACCCGUUUCUCACCCAUGUCUUUUGCACAUUCCAAACCCAGGAAAAUCUCUUUUUUGUCAUGGAGUAUCUCAAUGGUGGAGACCUGAUGUUUCAUAUCCAGAUCUGCCACAAGUUUGACAUCGGCAGAGCAAGGUUCUAUGCUGCUGAAAUAAUCUGUGGCUUGCAGUUCCUUCAUUCUAAAGGAAUCAUUUAUAGAGACCUCAAGCUCGACAAUGUACUCUUGGACAAGGAAGGGCACAUCAAGAUUGCUGAUUUUGGAAUGUGCAAAGAAAAUAUGUUUGGGAGCUCCAAAACAAGCACGUUUUGUGGGACCCCUGACUAUAUUGCUCCUGAGAUUCUGCUAGGACAGAAAUACAACACAUCCGUUGACUGGUGGUCAUUUGGAGUCCUUUUGUAUGAGAUGUUGAUUGGCCAGUCACCCUUCCAUGGCCAGGAUGAAGAGGAACUUUUCCAGUCAAUCCGAAUGGACAGCCCCUUCUAUCCACGGUGGCUGGACAAGGAUGCGAGAGAUAUCUUAAUAAAGCUCUUUGUGAGAGAGGCAGAGAGGAGGCUGGGAGCCAAAGGGAAUAUCCGCCAGCACCCCUUUUUCAAAGACAUCAACUGGGAUGCAAUAGAGGAGAGAACCGUGGAUCCUCCCUUCAAGCCAAGAGUGAAAUCCCCGGGCGACUGCAGCAACUUUGACAAGGAAUUUCUGAAUGAGAAGCCCCGGCUGUCUUUGGGAGACCGGACUCUCAUCAACAGCAUGGACCAAAACAUGUUUAGUGAUUUUUCCUUCACCAGCCCCAUCAUGGACAAGUUGCUCUCCUGAGGAGGGCCCUGGGAAAGGAAAGAUGCAGAAAUGACGAUGGUUGAAGUUCAAAUUCUCUUCUACUGGCAGUGGCAGCUUGCAUCGAAUCAUGGAAAGCCCCUUCCACCAUGAAAAGGGUGCUUCUAAACUACCAGAAUAGCAUUUUGUGAUAAUGGAGAUUGCCUACUGCCACCUCCAAAACCCAAGGGAGUCUCCCAUUUGCAACAUGAUUUCUGAAAAGAGUUUUAGGAGCUCAGAGCCAUCUUUAGAUGUUAAUAUGGUCUUGUACCUGAAAAGUCUGCAGCAUAGUCACACACACAAACCCACCAAUAUUUGUGGAUUCCUGGCUCUAUAGCAUUUCCCCUUUCUUCUAUCACUGCCUAUUCGCCUACAAACUUCCAACAAAAUCCUGUUAAUGACAUUUUUGUCCAGUCGGCAUCAACUUGUGGCAUCCCUAUGAAGGGAAGGUCUCCAAGAAAGGAUGGAAAGUCAGCUCUCCACAGAUGCAGAUCUGAUUAUUCAGAUUUUAUUAUAAAUGUUCUCUUUGGAAAUCUCUUACGCAGCCGGUAUGACUCUAAGACAGGCAUGGGCCAACUUCAGCCCUCCAGAAUUCCCACAAUUCUCAACAGCCUAUUGGCUAUUAGGAAUUGUGAUAGUUUUUUUAAAUGAAUUUUUAUUAAAGAAAAAAAAGAUAUAUUUGGUGGCUUCCGUUCUUUCUCUCCUAUAAAAUUAUAAUUUAACACUGCCAAUGUAAAAACUAAAGAUAAGUUCUUUCCCACUCGUAUCUUCAGUAUUUCUUAAGAUAAUUUUCUAAAGGUCCAAAACACCUGGAGGGCUGAAGUUGACCCAUGCCUGCUCUAUGGUCACACUCUAGAAAUCUCUAGAAAUAUCUCUGGAAAUCUCUCUAGAAAUCUCUAGGUAUCCCAAUAGGAGAAAUUGCCCACAGGGACUUACUGAAAAACCUACGGAUUCCUAGAGAGAAUAAUUAAAUCAUUUUUAAUUCUCUAUUCUUCACUACCCUCUUGACAUGGAUUGUAGUAGCAGCAGCUUUUAUUCAUACUUUUCACUUGUUUGUUUUUCUUUUUGCUGCUCUUUUCUGAUUCUGAUUAUUAUUAUGUUAAUAUAACUUAUUCUUCUCAAUUUUUUGCUGGCACCGCUUACUUUUUGAACUGCAGCUCCCAGCAUUUUGAUAAGUAUUCUGAGAUUCGGAAUCCAAAAAGUAAUCUCUUUAGGCUUUGACUCUUUUUUUUUCGUGUCAGGAGCAACCGGAGUUGCUUCUGGAGUGAGAGAAUUGGCCGUCUGCAAGGAUGUUGCCCAGGGGACGCCUGGAUGUUUUGAUGUUUUACCAUCCUUGUGGGAGGCUUCUCUCAUAUCCCCGCAUGGAGCUGGAGCUGAUAGAGGGAGCUCAUCCACGCUCUCCCCGGGUGGGAUUCGAACCUUGCAGCUUUCAGGUCAGCAAUCCAACCUUCAAGUCGCGAGGCUUUUAUCCCCUAGGCCACCGGGGGCUCCUGGCUUUGACUCUAGACAACAUUGGAUUCUCUGAGAAGGACUCCAGACACAAAACAAAUGGCAUUUCGCAUCCUCCUCCUCCACUCUGCAAAACCCAGGACCACUCACCUGUCCUGCCCAUCAUAGUAAAGAACAUGUGACUUGUCUGUACAUGAGAUUUCUGUUAUGGCAAUUGAGUUUGAAUUUGUUGAUUGUGGCUCAUUCAAUCUGCAGUCUGUGGUGUUGCAUUAGAGGUGUUAAUAUGUACCGGAAUUCUGUACUAGUUUAUAUAUAAUACCUGGGCCUGAUCCCCUGAAACUUAGUGAAGACAUCAUUCAAUGUUACUCUGAUUAUUAGGAAAAUGGUCCUCUUUCUCUCCAAGCAACCGAUGCCCAGUGAAAUAGGGUGGGAGAGGAUUCGAGUUAUAUUAGCGACAUUAAAUUAUGUCUCAGAAAUCUCAGGUGUUCGAGAAACAGGAAAGUGGGGAAAUGCCAAAUUAAUAUGUAUAACCUCUGAGAAGACCUUUCUAGAAAUCUUUAGGUCCUCUAGUGUGACUAUGGCCAACUUUCUCCAGAUGUCCACAGGAGGUUUACAUCUGGUGGAAUUUGGCCAUAGUCUCAUUGGAGGACCCAGAAAUGCUUAAAAAUAUGUUUUCUUUGGGGAUCUCUAGGUCUUUCAGCAGAACUCUGUAGUUACCCUCUGGUAAGGACCUAGAGCAGGCAUGGGCAAACAUCAGUUCAGUAGGCUGCUAGGUAUUGUAGACGUUGAAGUCCAAAACACCUGGAGGGCCAAAGUUUGCCCAUGCCUGAUCUAGAGAUUCCUAGGGAGAACAUGGUUAUCAAAUCUAUGAGCAAUCAAAUCCAGAAAAGUGAAACCCACAAUAUCAAAAUUGUGACUAGAUAGUGGUUAAGAAUAUGGAAGUUGCCCAACCGUAACUGUUUCAUAUUCACAAUCACUAUUUAGUCAUGAUUUUGACAAAAUUGCCACAAUACUAACCUGCUCCCCAGAUUACUUUAAGGGCAUCAGUAGUAAGGUGCGAAAGAGAGCCAUUCUGCCAAUGAUCAAGAAUGUUGGAUGGUGUUUCCAUCAGGUUGGGAAGCAGUCAGGUUAGGAAAUGAUACUCAGGUAUGCAGUUCGUUAAGUAUAAGCUGAUACGGAAUUCCAGCCACAAUUGAAAGAAAAAACACUUUGUAUUUGUACAGAUUAAUAAAAAUGUUCUCUGUGGAAUUGUA